AGGACCCCUUCGUCGGUCGGGUCUCGGCAGUGGAGCAGUUCACCUUUGUCCGUAACGGGCUAGUGCGGCAUAGUCUAUUUACUUAUCUGGUUUAGCGUCGGCUUUGAACAUGCGCUGUCUCAGGCUCCCGCGGAGCACUCCCAGAACGGAAACCACUUAACGCGUCGUCCCGCAUUAACCUUUUGCCGACGCGUUCGCGUUGGAGACGCGUCGCUUGAAGAAAAAGUGCUCCGUAGGGGAAGACUGAAGACUCAACUCAAGUCCUUUGAACUCUUUCUCAUCCAAAAGAAAAGCACACUGUAACUCUAUCAUUGCCAAUUCAUCUUCCCAUAAGUCAUUGAUCACCCCUUUUUUCCCCUCCGUAUCCUUGAUCUUGACCUCCACGGCCUUCGUCGGGGCCGUGUGCGCUGUCUGCCACUAUGUCUUCCCUUUUCGAAGCCGCUCUCCAGUCCGAUCCGGGCUCGAUUUCCGGUACUCGCGACCGACAACGCCUUAAUUCAGACAAUCUGCCCAGUUCACGACCUCAGCCAACCUCGGAGAGCAAUGGACCCAUGAGCGAAAUGCAUGGCUUCCCCGAUGACCAAGUGGUCGGUACCAACAGUUCGACCGUCAGCCGUCGUCGAAAUCCCUAUGUUGCAGGUCCCCCUCCUGUGAUCGAUCUUGCAGGUGAAAAGGUUCAGCAAGCGUUCGAGGAAUUACUCGAGACGUACAUGGAAGAGCCAACAUCGUCUGCCCCUCCUCCUUCUUCGGAGAUCCUUAGUGACAAAUACUACAUCGCGCAAAUCCAUGGGAUGAGGAAGUUCGAACUUUCCACACUUUACGUCGACUUUACCCAUUUGACGUCGUCGGAUAAUCAGAUUCUCGCUGAUGCAAUCGCCAACCAGUACUAUCGAUUCCUGCCCUUUCUCACCAGGGCCCUGCAUAACCUCAUCGCGAAAUACGAACCCGAGUAUUUUGUUUCGCAUCGCCAGGCUGGCAGUGCUUCAUCUCAGGCCAGCACGUCUGUGAUGGCCGCUAAUGCAAGUGUCACUGAGAAUCCAGACCUCAGGCGCGGCAUCAACGAGAAAACACGGCAUCAGCAGACUGAUAGAUUGUUCUCUUUGGCCUUCUAUAACCUGCCGCUGGUUUCCAGAUUACGGCAACUUCGGACGUCGCAGAUUGGAAAGCUUCUCUCCGUCUCUGGUACGGUUACUAGGACGUCUGAGAUUCGCCCGGAGCUUUCUCUGGGAACGUUCAUCUGCGAAUCCUGCAAGACUGUUUGUUCCAAUGUCGAGCAAACUUUCCGAUACACGGAGCCCGCAGAGUGCCCUAACGCCACCUGUGGCAACCGCACUGCAUGGCGCUUAGAUAUUGGGAAGAGCACGUUUGUUGACUGGCAGAAGGUGAAACUGCAGGAGUCGGCGCACGAAAUUCCUACGGGGAGCAUGCCUCGCACAAUGGAUAUCAUCUUGCGCGGUGAGAUGGUUGACCGGGUGAAGGCUGGUGAACGGUGCAUCUUCACUGGUGCUCUUAUCGUCGUCCCCGAUGUCAGCCAGCUAGGGCUUCCUGGAGUACGACCAGAAGCUACUCGGGACACUUCCUUCCGCAGUACUGAUGUUGGCGGGGGAGGUGUGAGUGGUCUCAAGUCACUAGGUGUCAGGGAUCUAACCUACCGCUUGGCUUUCCUGGCCUGCAUGGUCACACCUGAUUCAACGACUCCGGGCCAACAAUCGAACCAGCAUUUGAGUGGCCAGUCACACAAUAUCUUGGCCUCUCUCAAUCAAAACCAGCAACCCGAAGAUGACGAUGAUAAGGCUCAAGAAAAGUAUCUUCACAGUCUUACGCCAUCGGAGGUCCAGGACUUGAAGACCCUCGUCCAUUCAGACUACAUCUAUGCUCGCUUGGUAGAUUCCAUCGCUCCCAUGAUCUACGGCCAUCGACAGAUCAAGAAAGGCCUACUGCUACAACUGAUUGGAGGGGUCAGUAAGACCACGGAGCAGGAAAGUAUGCAAUUGCGUGGUGACAUCAACAUCUGCAUUGUUGGCGACCCCUCUACGAGCAAGAGUCAAUUCUUGAAGUAUAUUUGCUCUUUGCACCCUCGAGCAGUCUACACCAGUGGUAAAGCCUCAUCCGCCGCAGGGUUAACAGCUUCUGUUGUAAAGGAUGCCGAGACUGGCGAAUUCACCAUCGAGGCCGGUGCACUGAUGCUGGCUAACGGCGGUGGCAUCUGUGCUAUCGAUGAAUUUGACAAGAUGGACAUUAGUGACCAAGUUGCUAUCCACGAAGCCAUGGAACAGCAGACAAUAUCAAUUGCGAAGGCCGGUAUUCAUACCACCCUCAAUGCGCGUGCGUCUAUUCUCGCGGCGGCAAACCCUGUUGGUGGUCGGUACAACCCCAAGACCACGCUGCGGGCCAACCUCAACUUCAGUGCACCGAUCAUGAGCAGAUUCGAUCUGUUUUUUGUUAUCAGAGAUGAACCAAACGAGACGGUGGACCGCAAUCUGGCGGAACACAUUGUCAAUGUACACAGGAACCGUGAUGAGGCUGUCCAACCGGAGCUCAGUACAGAACAACUGCAACGGUACAUUCGGUUUGCACGUACAUUCCGGCCUGUCUUCACAGAGGAGGCCAAAGCCUUGCUUGUUGAGAAAUACAAGGAACUUCGUGCAAACGAUGCCCAAGGCGGUAUGGGGCGUUCUUCGUACCGAAUCACAGUCCGCCAGCUUGAAUCUCUCAUUCGGCUCUCAGAGGCUGUUGCCAAAGCCAACUGCGUUGAGGAGGUUGUUCCUAACUUUGUCCGCGAGGCGUAUGACCUCCUCCGACAGAGCAUUGUGACUGUUGAGAAGGAUGACGUCGAAGUGGAGGAUGAAGAGGAAAUCAAUGGUACUAACCUGCAUCGCAAUGGGGAGGACCAUGAAAUGGUCGACCGUGAUAGAGAUGGUGACAGCUCUAUGCAAGACGAUGGAGACCAACAGCCGCAGCAACCACAACGUCGCCAGAAAACAAAGAUAACAUACGAUAAGUACAUGAAGAUCUUGAAUAUCUUUGUACGGCGAGUCAACGAGGAAGAAUCUCGUUCAGGCGAAGGUGUAGAACAGGAGAAUUUGAUUAUUUGGUAUCUCGAGCAAAUCGAGUCUGAGCUCGAGAGCGAGGAAGACCUAGAACGGGAGCGCGACUUGGCGAUGAAAGUGCUGAAGCGAAUGGUGAAGGAUAACAUCCUGAUGCCUAUUCGCGGCGAAGGCCUUGUGGACUCUGACAACCCAGACGAGCAGGCACAGAGAACUGUUUACGUUCUACAUCCGAACUGCGCUGUAGAAGAGAUGUGAUUUUCUUCUUCAUAUUAAUAUUCUUUUUCUUUCCCUAUUCUUCCGAUACAUCUCUUUUGUGUUUCCUUUUUCUGCUAUGUUUUAUUAUAUUGGUGGUCAAGGGCAUGUCGGGUAUGUUCAGGCUGAGGUUCAGCAUAUGUCACAUAUAAGGUGGGAGUCAUCUAUAGGUGCAAGGGAUAAUGAUUGAUGAUAUCCGUUUCUUUUCUUUUCGUUAUUUCCUUCGUUUUUCUUAUGUGGACUGGGAUUGUUAUUUCCUGCGCCCUGGCUGCUUCUCCAAUGGCAGUUCUAUGGCCGGAAGGCUUGAGAUCUCCUACUGAUGCUUUGCUAAAUCAGGCCUGGCUCUACGGAGGACUUACAGGCAGUUCGAUGGUCUGGAGAGUAUCCAUUGAAGUUUGGUUAAUACACCAAAUGCAAUGCAAUGCACUCUGACAUGAAUCACUUCUCACUUGCUAUUCAGAUAGAAUCGUCUUCCUUCACCUGGCUCCCUCAACCUCUCUUUCUCACGAGAUCCCAGUUUAUGAAGUGACUUGCGGAUCUUCCAACACUCUCCUGUCUCAUGUUUUGAUUUCAUAGUAUACAUCGCGAAUAACGUCACUGAGGCCUUUUUUCAACAAGAAUCUGAGAAGCCAGUCCUCUGCAUAAUUUUUUCAUGCUAUUCACAACUGCAGAAACCAGCAAUUUUACCCUCCCUAGGAUAGUAGACCCGGGAAAUUGAGUUGAUUAUUUUGG
This is a messenger RNA of Monascus purpureus, 4034 nucleotides long. The record is from the annotation of a GenBank genome assembly. Lineage: Eukaryota; Fungi; Ascomycota; Eurotiomycetes; Eurotiales; Aspergillaceae.